Molecule: messenger RNA, 459 nt
Organism: Mycotypha africana
Lineage: Eukaryota; Fungi; Mucoromycota; Mucoromycetes; Mucorales; Mycotyphaceae
Product: ubiquitin-related modifier 1
Exons: 3
Coding region: 38-349 (103 amino acids)
Biological process (GO): tRNA thio-modification; protein urmylation
Cellular component (GO): cytoplasm; nucleus
Molecular function (GO): protein tag activity
Source: RefSeq, a predicted model, not a curated record
CGAGAACACAUCUUUUCACUCUGAUCAGAAUUGUACAAUGUCAGAAUUAAACAUCAACGUCGAAUUCAGCGGCGGUAUGGAACUUCUAUUUAACAAUGUGAGCAAGCACACAAUCAAGUUCCCCGCUACCAACAAUGCUGGCAGCCCUUCUAAUCUCCAGGAUCUACUGUUUUACAUCCGUGAUAAUAUGAUGACUGACAGAAAAGAAUUGUUCGUUGAAAAGGAUACUGUUCGUCCCGGCAUUUUAGUGUUGAUCAACAAUGUCGAUUGGGAAUUGUGCGAUGAAUUAGAAUAUGAAUUACAAGAUAAAGAUGAGAUCGUAUUUAUUUCUACCUUACAUGGUGGUUAAUUGUAUAUAUUGGACGCAAGGAUCUAUUCUAUUGUUAUCUUACAUUAGACAGCCUUUGUAAAUAAAAAAAAAGUGAUUAUUAAGCAAGCGCUUCGUUAAAGAAUUGUGAA